Messenger RNA from Drosophila serrata, 4824 nucleotides. RefSeq names its product SNF4/AMP-activated protein kinase gamma subunit (gene SNF4Agamma). Gene Ontology annotation, molecular function: protein kinase binding; AMP binding; protein kinase regulator activity. Gene Ontology annotation, cellular component: cytoplasm; nucleotide-activated protein kinase complex; nucleus. The record is from RefSeq and is a predicted model, not a curated record. Lineage: Eukaryota; Metazoa; Arthropoda; Insecta; Diptera; Drosophilidae. Gene Ontology annotation, biological process: protein phosphorylation; regulation of catalytic activity.
UUUCAACAACCCCAGUGCGUUCGUUUUUAUUCGGUGUCAACGUUUAAAAAAAAUGAUAUUCGCAUCGCAGCUAAAUGCCUAAUCGCGAAAUUGUUUACAAAAGUCAGCAGUGUCGACUGAAAACUGGAAGUUUUCGUUUUGUUUUCUGUCCGUCAAUGUGAAUGUGCCUGUGCGUGUGCCUGUGUGCGUGCACCGCGAGUGUGUUUUUGUGUUUGUCUGUGCGCUCAAAGCACACGUUAAAUUAAUUUCCAACAAGAAAAGUAUCGACGACGAUCGGAUCUGCAAUUGAUUUUGCAAUAACAUCAAGUCACUCACUGAUUAAUAAACACAAAAGAUCCCCAGAGAAGGCGGCAUAUCAAUGUCGUACAAAAGAAAAUAUUUCGCAUAGCGCAGAGAGACAACCCAUCGAGAGAGACACAGAUCUACGCCAUCUGUUCCCGAGCAGCCAGCCAAAGAUUUAAGAAGAUCACAAAUGGACACACAUUGUGACUUCAUCGAGGAGCAUGUGAAGCAGCAGCCGCUGGGCAUCCGCGAGGAGACGAACCAGGAUGCCAAGGAGAAGCAGGACCUCCUCCCAGAGGGCCUGCCGCCGCCGGCCAAUCCCUACCAGCAGUUCGCCAGCGAGGACAGUUUCGAGUGUGCCUUCGAGUCCACCAUGGACGACCUGGAGCAGGGCACCCUCGAUGGCUAUGAAUCGGACUCUGAGGCGAGUGCCAACGAGCAGAUCACGGACUCGGCCUCCUCCGGCAGUCUGGGCCAGGUGCAGCAGCGCGAAGAGCGGGCGCGGGGCCUGCCUGGACCACUCCAUGGCCAGCACAUUGACCAGGAAAUGCUGAAGUGUCUGCCCCGAUCCAACUCCUUUGACUUCCACAGCAGCAGUGGCAGCAGCAGCGACGACGAGGACGAUCCGGACGAUGAUGACGACCACGACGAGGUGCAGCACAGCCUGGGGCUCACGAUUUGCGGCAAGUUUGCCAAGGCCGAUCUCUAUUCGGGUCACCAGAGACCUGGUUACCUAUUGGCUCCGUUCAUCGAACGUCGCCGCCUGUCGCAGUGCAAGGAGGAGGACGACGAGGACGGGGAGGUUGACAAGACCCAGCCAUCGGGAGGGUCGUCUCUUGGAGAGGCCACGAAAGCGGAGAGGGCUUCGAAGGCACCGCCGCGUCCACCUACGCCGCAGGAUGAGGCCUCCAAGGAGAAGUUCAAGGACCUUGAGCGUCUGAGGCAGCAGUUCAUGCACAAGAUCGACCGGAUCAACACGCGCAACAUUGAGGAGAGCAAGGCGCCUCCGCCACCACCUCCUCCGCCGCCUCCGAUCCCGGCAACAAUUCUACCAAAGGCCCUCAAAGAGCUACUACACACGCAGGAACCGUCAGCUCCACCGGUCCCGGUCACUCCACCAGCGCUAACAUCAACUCCCAUAAAGGAGGCCGUGACAGUGGCCAAGGAAACCCCUACGACACCUCCUGUGGCCAGUGAGCCCAUAUCUCCGUUACCCUUGCCCUCUGAGCCGCCGCUAAUCAUCAAGGGCAAGUUCAAGGUGACCCUGGCGCAGGAAACACCAGAGCUGCGGGUCGAAGCCUCAAAACUGAGCCAACUGAAGGCCAGUUCCAAUGCGCACACCAUCAGCUUUCCCUCCAGCUUCGGCGGUUAUUCCUCGGUGCAGGGCCUUUUCUCGCAGCGAUACGGAUCCCAUCGCUUUCCGGCAGCCGCCCCACACCUGUCCAAGCAGUUCUUCGAGCCAUCGCUGGUGGAGAUUCGCACGCCGGCCCAGAGCAACGUGGACUUGAACACCACCGGGCUGGUACUGGGGAGCAGUACCAAUCACCAAAGCCUCAAUUGUGAUACGAAUAGUUUAGCUAACAAGCAACGAACGCCCAGCGAACGGGGGCUGGACGAGAUCUGGAUACGGCGCCAGGAUGGUGGAGUUGACUCUGCCUCCACCGUGGCACCUCCCCCGUUUCUGCAGCAGCAGCAGCAGCAGCAGAGGCCCGUUUCCUUGGGCGGGGCAUCGACCAUGCCCCGUUUGCUGAGAAACGAGAGCAGUGCCUCCACCACGAGUCCAUCCCGCCAGCUGACCAACUCGGGAUCCGUCUCGGUAUCAGUGUCGGACGAUGAGCAGGAUGGCAGCAUCGGCGGACCCAACCGGCUGCCAGGAUCCCGGCCAUCGAGUGCCCCAGCAGAGCCCAAUGCCAAGGCGGCCAAGAAGGCCUACAAGAAGAUGGAGAAGGAGCAGCGUCGCCAGGAGAAGGAGCAGUCGCGACGCGAGAAGGAGGCCCGAAAGCUGGAGCGCGAGACGGCGCGACGGAUUGAACGGGAGGCCGCCAAGCUGGAGAAGAUCAACAGGCACAGCGAGAAGAUCUCACGCAGCACCGAGCGCAUGGCUAUGGCCGGCCAUGGAUCGCGCUCCGGGUCGCUGGAGCGGCGACGGAGUGGCGAGGAUUCCCCGGUGCUCAACCAGUCGACGGUACACGGCAUCGCAUCUCCGAAUCGCCGGCCCACGAUCUUCGACGUGUUCCGGCCGCGUGCGAAAUCGGAUGCUAAGCGGCAGAAGGAGAAGCAUCUGCUGGACCCCUCCUCCGCCGACAGCAGCGCCACCAGUAGCACGUAUUCCGUGUCCGGUGGCACAGCGCCCGCCUCGAGUACCGGUGCCGGAGGAGCGACAGCCGGAGCGGGAGCAGCAGGAAGUGCUGGAGCCGGAGCCGGUGGCCUUAUGAACUCAAUGAAGGUGGCCAUGCAGAACUUUGGCCAUCGCCAGCAUCCAGCCGUGACGAUAACGAACGCCGACGGCACAGUCUCCGCCAAGAGCAAAUACAAAGACGGCAGCGCCCAUCCGCAUCAAGGCAGCGACGCGCAGUAUUACCACACGGUGACGGCGGUGAGACCCAACGCCUCCCAGCGCUCGCCCAUGACCAAGGUGAUGGAUCUGUUCCGGCAUCGCUCCAAUUCGGCGGUCAGCGAAGCCGACAAACGCAAAGCGCGUGCGGCGGCGCAUCAACAACAGUUGGCUGUUCAAAGUGCUCAUAUGCGUCGUGCAUCCGCGGAUUUGGAGAAACGACGUGCCUCAGUUGGAGCGGCCGGUCGUGGGCUGCGAGGAGAUGGAACGCUAGAUCCACACCAUGCAGCCAUCCUCUUCAGAGACUCCAGAGGGUUACCCGUGGCCGAUCCGUUCCUAGAGAAAGUAAAUCUAUCUGAUUUGGAGGAGGACGACUCACAGAUCUUCGUGAAGUUCUUCCGCUUUCACAAGUGCUAUGAUCUGAUACCCACCUCCGCCAAACUGGUUGUCUUCGACACGCAGCUGCUCGUGAAGAAGGCCUUCUACGCCCUGGUCUACAACGGGGUGCGUGCAGCACCGCUCUGGAAUUCAGAGAAACAGCAGUUUGUGGGCAUGCUGACCAUCACGGACUUUAUCAAGAUCCUUCAAAUGUAUUACAAGUCACCCAACGCGUCCAUGGAGCAGCUGGAGGAGCACAAACUGGACACGUGGCGAAGUGUACUGCACAACCAGGUGAUGCCAUUGGUAAGCAUCGGACCGGAUGCCUCCCUCUACGAUGCCAUCAAAAUUCUCAUCCAUAGCCGCAUUCAUCGCCUGCCCGUCAUCGACCCGGCAACCGGCAAUGUCCUCUACAUCUUGACACACAAACGCAUACUGAGGUUCCUCUUCCUAUACAUUAAUGAAUUACCAAAGCCCGCUUACAUGCAAAGGAGUUUGCGCGAACUGAAGAUUGGCACCUACAAUAACAUCGAGACCGCCGACGAAACGACGAGCAUUAUCACGGCGCUGAAGAAGUUUGUGGAAAGACGCGUUUCGGCGCUACCGCUAGUGGAUGCCGAGGGACGGCUCGUCGACAUCUAUGCAAAGUUUGAUGUAAUUAAUCUCGCCGCGGAGAAAACCUACAACGAUCUCGAUGUGUCGCUGCGCAAGGCCAACGAGCACCGAAACGAAUGGUUCGAGGGUGUGCAGAAGUGCAAUCUGGAUGAGUCGCUCUAUACAAUCAUGGAGCGUAUCGUCCGUGCCGAGGUGCAUCGCUUGGUGGUGGUCGACGAGCAGCGAAAGGUAAUCGGCAUCAUUUCGCUGUCGGACAUCCUGCUCUAUCUGGUGCUACGGCCGAGCGGCGAAGGCGUCGGCGGAUCGGAAAGCUCGUUGCGCGCCUCCGAUCCCGUCCUGCUGCGCAAGGUGACCGAAGUGGAGAUACCAGCUGCCACAUCGUCAACGACAACGCCCCCGCCUCGCAGUCCGUCAGCCGGAUCCGGCAAUCGCAGCCUCAUCGAAGACAUACCCGAGGAGGAGCCGACGGCGCCGACGUCCAAGAGCAAUGACGCUGACAGUGAUAACAACAAGUCCGCCAGUGAGGAUAAGGCCAACAACAAUCGGCUUGAGACGACGACGGAAGCAACAGCUAAUGGUGAUAGCGGCAACAGCCCCGUGGAAGUGUCCUUCGCCGAUGAGGCGCACGAAGAUGAUGUAGCCGCCGACCAUGUCGAGCGUAGCAAUUGUGAUGAUGACCAGGAGGAUGACGAAGAGGUUCUCGCGGAGAUAGAGCACAAAAAGGCAACCGCUGCGGCGAGAGUAUCCGAAGAGGACGAGGAUGGCCUAAGCAGCGCCGUCUCCGCCGCCUCCGCCUUGGGUCAGGCACUAGCGACGCCCGCGUCGCGAGAGAUGGCACUGGUUAGUGAAUAAACCAUUAAUUUAACACAAUCUAAACAGAUUCAGCUGCAGCAAGGAAAACAGAAACACUAAAGGAAACGGAAACAAAUGCUAAAACAAUAACUAAGAGAACCCAAAACAACAAUAAUUAUAAAGCAGAGAAAAUUAUAUUUGAA